CGCAUAACUACAUUAAACAGGUCCAGGUUCAGGCGCUCAAUCCAAUCCGCAACUCGACUGGGGUGUAUGCUUCGGCGCGCCCAAGACGAAACGCGCCAGGGAGAGAUGACAUCAGGCGCGCACGCCGAUCACCUGGACAGGCGCGUCAGGUGUCACUCCCCCCCAAGGACGAGGUCGCGCGCGGUGGAGGAGGAGGUACAGCGAGGGGCAGGAGGGGGAUUGCGAGAGCGAGGGGGAGGUACAGCGGAGGGCAGGAGGAGGAUUGCGCGAGCGAGGGGGAGGGGGAGGUACAGCGAGGGGCAGGAGGGGGAUUGCGCGAGCGAGGGGCAGGGGGACGAGAAGGUGGCGGAGGGGCAUGAGGAGGUCGGAGGAGGGCCAAAAGGCGGCAGACGAGGAGCGGAAGGAGGACGUCAUGGUGGAGCAGGAGGGGGGGGAGGAGGAGGUGUUCGCGCGAGGGGAAGGGAGGUAGCACGAGGGGAGGAGGACGUCGCUCGAGCGGGAGAAGGAGGACGCGCCAGGGGGAGCAGGAGGGCGCGCGAGGGGGAGGAGGAAUCAAUCAAUCAAUCCAAAACGAGGUCGUACGAGGAGGACGAGGUCCUGCAAGGGGGAGGAGGAGGUCGCGCGAGGGGGAGGAGGACUUCAUCAAUCAAUCAAAAACGAGGUCGCACGAGGGGGAGGAGGAGGUCGCGCGAGGCGGCGGAGGAGGUCGCGGGAAAGGGUCGCGCGAGGAGGAGGAGGUCGCGGAAGGAGGUCGUGCAAGGGUGAGAAGGAGGUCGCGCAAGGGGGAGGAGGUCGUGUGCGGGGAAGAGGAGGUCGMGCGAGGGGGGGGAGGCGUUCGGGCUAUGGGGAGAAAGAGGUCGAUCAAGGGGCAGGAGGUCCUGCGAGGGGAGGGGAAGGGGGAAAUGGUGGCAGAGGGGCGAGAGGAGGUUGUGCGAGCGCGAGGGGGUGGAUGACAAAAAGGUGGCAGAGGAGGGGGGGGGGGGG
Messenger RNA from Chara braunii, 984 nucleotides. NCBI's taxonomy places the organism in Eukaryota, Viridiplantae, Streptophyta, Charophyceae, Charales, Characeae. The record is from the annotation of a GenBank genome assembly.